Molecule: messenger RNA, 348 nt
Organism: Lactuca saligna
Lineage: Eukaryota; Viridiplantae; Streptophyta; Magnoliopsida; Asterales; Asteraceae
Source: the annotation of a GenBank genome assembly
AUGAUGCAAACAUGGAAUGGGCACACAAAGGGGGUUUUAGCCAUUAGGUUCCUACUUGAUAACAACCAUAUGCUUUUGUUGGGUGGAAUGGAUACCAAGGUCAAGAUUUGGGAAAAUUUUAAUUCAGACAAGUAUGAGGAAUUAAUGGAGGUUGAUGUUAUUGAUCCCAUGAAGAUGGUGAUAUCUUACUGGGAGUAUGUGGCAGAGACGUCCCUCAUAUCAGAUUUAGUAGAGCAAGUGAGUGGGACAUAUGUAGGAAUAGGAAUUGCUGAUCAUGGUAAGGCACAAGGCAAGACAAAAAGGUCACCAAGAGGCGUUUGGAUGUUACACCAUUUCUAUCCACCUUGA